Molecule: messenger RNA, 1971 nt
Organism: Leishmania mexicana MHOM/GT/2001/U1103
Lineage: Eukaryota; Euglenozoa; Kinetoplastea; Trypanosomatida; Trypanosomatidae
Product: cyclin 10
Exons: 1
Coding region: 1-1971 (656 amino acids)
Biological process (GO): regulation of cyclin-dependent protein serine/threonine kinase activity
Molecular function (GO): protein kinase binding
Source: RefSeq, a predicted model, not a curated record
AUGCAGAUUUGCUUAGCGGGGUGCAACAGCAGUCUCCAUACCUCCCCCAACAGUGGCUCGGCUGCCGGGGGCGGCUUCUGUGGCGCUCGUGGCCAAGAAGAGGCUGCAGCCAGCGCCCCCGUGAACAGCAGUAGCGCGAAUGGCCCGUGCGCGGGCGCAACAAUGCUGAGUCCGUCCACCACACCAACCCUGCCGCCCUUGCCGUCCACGAUGGAGGAGCCGGUCGACCUCUUUCCACUUACGCCGUCCGUGUCAAUGCCGCAGCGACACAGCAAGCGCUCGGGCCGCUUGCUGAACGAGUCCGAGAUGAUGCAAGAGAAGCAUGGGCAGGAAUACCGGUUUCUUGUUCCGUGGCUGGCGUACGCAAUCGACUGCACCAUCGCGGCGCAUGAGGUGCUGCGGCAGAAGCACGGGAUACCCGCCCACGUGUCAUCACCAGCCUCGCCUUCAACAGACGCGCUGAACGGCGCAACUGACGCAGAGCGCUCGCCACGAGGGAGCACCAACGGUAGCCCCACGUGUGCGAGCACGACAGGCAGCGGCAGCGGUAAGGCGGCUUUGCCGAGCCCGCAGGCGGAACUAAAUGCCUUCUCCACCCGCGAGGUUCCGGCCAUCUCCGUUCACGACUACCUCAAGCGCAUCGUCAAGUACACCUACGUCUCUCCGUCGGUGCUGGUGUGCGGGUGCCUCUACUUGGACCGGCUACUCUGCAUGUACCCAUGCAUGCUCCUGCACCCGUACAACGUGUUCAAGCUCUUCCUCACGUCGACCAGAAUGGCAAGCAAGAUCAUGGACACGCGAACACUGAACAACCAUGACUUUUCUGUCGUCGGCGGCGUCACGAACGACGACCUCAACACGCUGGAGUUUCUCAUGGUGGAGCUGUUGCAGAACCGCCUCUACUUCUCACGCGACACCUUCGAUGAGUACUGUCGCCCGCUCCGCCUACAGGCGGCCCACUUGAGUGAAGAGGCGAGCGACUGGGGCACCGAGACAGCCAUGGAGACGCCGGUCGAGACCCGCUCCGAUGUACAGCAUCAGCCGACGCGGCCAUUCCUUGCACGCUGCUGCGGCAGCAACACCCGUAGCCGUCGAUCUAGCAUCCUUUCGCAGAACGAGUACAGCAUAUCGAUAGCCUCGCAGAGCGGCGUGUCACCUCUGCGGUCGGCGUCGCGUCCAGCCUUUCCGCCAAGCGCGUCGACGGCGCGCUCUAUAUCGGUAGACACAGAGUCUAUAGGUCCGGCCCGCGCACCUGCGUCACGCGGCGGGUCAGCGUCCACCUCCGCUCGGCGUCACCCCCUCGGUACGUCGUACUCACCAGCCUUGCCACACGUGCCGCACGCUGCAGCGAACGGUGGCUCGUCCCCUGCGCUUGGUGCCAUGGGAGGCCUAUCCGGGCGCGGCGCCAGCGGCGAAGACAUGCUUCGUGUAGCGGCACACACCAACAGCAUCUACCAAAGCAGUAACGGGGUGUGGACGGGCCAGACCCCGCCGGACUCGGCGACGGUGCUAGUAGCGGUGGAGGAACGUGGCGAUGAGCGAGCGCGCAGCAUUUCACUCUCCGCCCCUCGCUGUGGAGCCGCCGCCUCGUGGGAUGCCACUGGCCGCCCAAGCCGCUUGGUGGCGGCGAGCACCAGCACAGUGGUGGGCCUUUGCACAGCGGCGCUCAACGGUGGCCGCGCUGGCUAUGAAAACUCCCCCAACGUCUGCGCCGCUUCAACCUACAACGGGACAGCCGCCAGCAGUUGUCGGGGCAUAACCGCCAGCGCUGAAGAUUUCGGGGCUGGCUCGAUGGUGAUAAGCUACAGUGAUCGAACACCUACUCGACGAGCCUUUUCCCACGCAUCACGUGAAGGGAUAGCCCUGCCGCCAGUGGUGCGUAGCGGACGCAGCGAUCGAUCUGCGAGCAUGAUAGGUGUCGCUGCGCAAGGCCAACGCUUACCUCCACCUCCAGAUCAGCCCCAUGUGUAG